Messenger RNA from Gopherus flavomarginatus (Mexican gopher tortoise), 228 nucleotides. Its product is annotated as C-type lectin domain family 1 member B-like. The record is from RefSeq and is a predicted model, not a curated record. Lineage: Eukaryota; Metazoa; Chordata; Testudines; Testudinidae. The transcript is spliced from 2 exons.
AUGUUUUCUUUUCAAGGAUUUAAAUGCAUCCCUUGCACAGAGAACUGGAAGUAGCAUGGACAGUCCUGUUACCACUUUUAUAUUAAAUGGAAAAUUUGGCCAGAGACUCCCAUGCGGGAUUUCAUAAAAUCACUGACGCAUACCUCUCACUGGAUUGGACUAUCCCGUAAGACAGCCAAUGAGUCCUGGGUGUGGAAGGAUGGCACAGCUCUCUCCAGUGACUUGUAA